UGCGAAGCCAGUCAGGAGUAGUAACAGCGUCUGGCGCUCGGCGUUGCAUUGAACUGCUUUGAUUACUAGAGUCGGAGCGUAAAGUCUCUGCGUGCGUCUUCACGCAUCUCAGCCAUUACACAGCAGAAAGUUUUUUCUAAUUUAAUUACCGUUCGCUAGUUGAUCGUCGAGGUUCCCGUGGAUCAGAGGAGCCAUGGAUUUGGUGUGUGUGGCGUGUUUGGUGCUGAGCGUCGGCGCCUGGUUCGCCACUGCGGACAGACACAGCGUCUACUGGAACAGCUCUAAUCCAAACUUCCUGUGGGACGAGUACACGGUGGACGUGCGCAUCAACGACUACCUAGACAUCAUCUGCCCCCACUACGCCCACGGCGAGGUGCCGCUGCACGCGGCCGAGCGCUACGUCCUCUACAUGGUGGAGAAGGAGGACUACGAGGUGUGCAAGCCCCACUCCUUCGACCAGCUCCGCUGGGAGUGCUCCAGGCCCUUCGCGCCCCACGCCCCCGAAAAGUUCUCGGAGAAGUUCCAGCGAUUCACGCCCUUCACCCUGGGGAAGGAGUUCAGGCAGGGAGAGAGCUAUUAUUAUAUCUCUAAGCCGAUGCAUCACCACGGCCAGGACUGCCUGAGGCUGAGAGUGGAUGUAGUCGGGCGCAAAACCCCUGGAAAUCCUCAGUCAGACAAGCCCAAGGCUGAAGACACGGGGAAAAGCUCGGAUGCGGGAGACCUGAAGUUUCACGUUGCCGGAGGAGUCCACAAUCCCUCCAACCGGCUCCCAGCAGAUGACCCUGCUGCAAUGGAGCCAAACGUCCAGAGGAGCGUCGGCAGUUCAGCGGCACAGCUGGUCUCCCGGUCACUCUUCUUCACCGUCAUCCCCGUCUUAUUAGGCCUUUCCCUGCUGCACUGAGGCUGACUCCUCAACCUCAACACAGACUUUACUAACCCAAUGCUGGUAAUUGGGACCAUGAACUCAGAGAUUUUUUUUUAUGAAGUUUUUGAAGAAUUUUUGAGAAUGGACGGUGCUGUAGGUGUGUGUGUGCGUGUGUGUGUUUGGUGUUCUUUUGUUUGGCUUUGAAUUGCGUGAAUGUGGAACGUAGAGCGUUCCAAAGAAGAGGACCUCAAGUUUUUUUUUUUAAGUGAAUUUUCAGUUUUAACCCUUUAUUAUGCACAUUUGUCUUUAGCCAUUACGAUCAAAGAUUUCAGCAGACGGAUCAAACCCCUCAACGGGUUGCGGUCAAAGUGAACAAUUCAAGAAGAAUGCAUUGUCCUCGUUAUGAUGUGUUUUCUCAAUGUCAUUGGUGCAGAUUGUGUGUUUUGGAGAUGUUGUCGGUUCCUGCCGUCGUGGUUAACCUGAUGUAGGAUUUUUCUCAUGUUGUGUAGCACUCAGCUCCCUGAUUUCCCUGUGUUGAUGACAUUUACAGAGGAGAAAGUAGACAGAUCCUUACUAAAGGUCCAACUUUUCUUUUUUGGUGCACGCUCUUAGAAGAGAACCAUUAAAAUGACAUUCUUCAAGCCUCAUGAUCACCAUCUGCUUUUCUCAGGAGAGUUUAUGGUCCAAUGUUGGGAGCCACUGAACGAAACAACAAAAGGUAUUUUAGGGAGCUGAGCUUCCUCAGUCUUUACUGUGUAGUUGUCCAUUUCUACUGUCCUGACCGUAUCAUGGUAAACUAGCAUUAAAAAUCCCGCUGGCACACAUUCAGACCACAAGCUGAAGGGAUACUCCACAGUACUUGUACGGAUGGGUUUUUUUUCUUGUUAAACAUACUUUGUUUUGUAAAUGUUAAUAUGUAAAUUUGUACAUACAGACAACUAUAAAACUGUUUCAAGAUGUGAAAAUCUUUAGCUAAAUAAAAAAAAUAUGUGAUGUAAUAAAACAUCUAUGAAGUC
Messenger RNA from Betta splendens (Siamese fighting fish), 1881 nucleotides. RefSeq names its product ephrin-A1b (gene efna1b). Bases 194 to 901 code for a protein of 235 amino acids. Lineage: Eukaryota; Metazoa; Chordata; Actinopteri; Anabantiformes; Osphronemidae. The record is from RefSeq and is a predicted model, not a curated record. Gene Ontology annotation, biological process: ephrin receptor signaling pathway; axon guidance. Gene Ontology annotation, molecular function: ephrin receptor binding. Gene Ontology annotation, cellular component: plasma membrane. The transcript is spliced from 4 exons.